AUGUCCUCCACAUCGCCCGAUACUGUUAUCAUAGCAGCUAUGCUAGACAGGCUCGAGCCCCUGGCACCCAACGAGUAUAUAGUAGCCUUGAGUCGAGGCAGCGAUCAGUUUAUCGCCACACCGAACGGUUACAUCUCCACGUGUCUACCAAACAACUUACUCAGAAAAGUAUGCGCAGGUUAUAUCAAGAGAAUUACAUGGGCUUCGUACGGCAGCAAACCCGGGUCGUGGUUUUUCGCGUGGGAGUGCAGAGACAGCACAUCGGCUUUCAUGAUUGGACCCGAGAUUCCGCCAGCAUUACGGUCCUACAUCCAAGCAGUAGAAGCUUCCGAGACUCUUCGUUCUGGUAUUCGAGUACAACUUGGUGCCGCCGACUCUUUCGUCGUAUGGUCAGGCACAGCUUGGGCAUGCGCAGAUGUUCCGGCGCAACUCGAGGCCAAGUUACGCGAAGGCAGUUCCGGAUCCCGUAAGAGCAACCAUAUCACCAAUGGUUCGUUGAGGGACUCUCGUACUCUGGAUAAUAUCCAGUGGCACGCUAAUGGGUCGUACUACAUCAAGAGCGGCGACCGUCAUCUAUGGAAUUUCCAGGCAAACCUGGUCUCUUUCGAAUGGAACAAGCUGUGGAAAGGCGCGAGACAAGAUGAGCGAAUGAUUAGGAUCAACAAAGAGCUCGCUUACGUCCUGAUUAGCCCGCAUACCAAGAAGGGCGAGACCUUCGCAUUCAUCAAGAAGCACUCUGCCGGCUUGGACACGCCGUAUAUUGUCCAUUUUGAGGGAGAGCCAAUUCACACCAACUUUGAUGGUGAUAACAGCUCUGGCCAGCAUACGCUAAGCAGUUCGCCUCCUGGCACUGUCUCUGACACCAACUCUUCUCGGAACUCAUGUUCUCGCCCGCUCGCCCGCUACGAACCGCAUGUUUCUGACCAGCAAAUACGACAUGUACCAAGAAAGACCGAGGAUGGCAUUCCCUUCCAGUGGGCGACUACCAAGAAGUCUGGUCGGCCGCAUAGGGCGGAUUCAUGGGAGCUAGUGUUAAGAAAAGGUGAAAAAGUGAAGGUCAUCCGCGACAUGGGUCGCAACUGGUUUAUGGUCACCGAUAAGAAAGACGUCAAGGGGUUUGUACACGGCUCUUGGCUUGUCUUUGGUGAUGGUGCAGUGCACAAAGACUCCAAGGCAGCAUACGAUCAGUUCGUGGAAGAUAUACGGGAGUUGCUCAAACCCGGGCACCUACAGAGUUUCCUAGCGAUGACAAGCUACGUCGACGAGUGCACGGAACGGGACUGUCAGCUGCUCAAGGAAGAUGUCUCGAAAUUGGGCAUCUGCACCCACGAUCUGCGAGCAUUGCUGCAAGCUUCCGGUAAAUAUUCGUAUGAAUGGCUCAAGGAGGAACGAAACCUAUGGCACCCGGAUAGGUUUGCGCGCUUCAUCCACCCAAAUCACAUGGAGCGUCUUACGCUCAUGGCGGAACAGAUGUUUGUCAUGUAUGGAAUCUUGAUGGAGGCGUGCAAAGCCUGA
Molecule: messenger RNA, 1515 nt
Organism: Alternaria burnsii
Lineage: Eukaryota; Fungi; Ascomycota; Dothideomycetes; Pleosporales; Pleosporaceae
Exons: 3
Coding region: 1-1515 (504 amino acids)
Source: RefSeq, a predicted model, not a curated record